UAAAAUUUUUAUUUUCACUCAGUAGUUACGAGUGUAGUUGAAAUGGCUUUGCAUUGCUGCUGUUAAUCCAAUAAAUUUAAUUUUAUUUUCCAAUAAAAAUGUGUUGUCAAAUAGUUAAAUGAAACGCUAAUCGAACUGCGGAUAGCACUUGUGCCAUGUACGAAUUUCAUUGAUUGAAAGAUUCGGAUUGUGUUCGUUUAAACAAAAGAUAUUUUGGGUGAAGCGCAGAGCCAUACAAAAUCUUACUAAUAAUCAUCGGUGCGGAGUGUGUGAUAAAAAACGAAAGAAAGAAAAUUGUGUGGAACAUUAAUCGCAUAACAUCUCACAUGAUAUGGGGUACAACAUUGAUUGGAUUUUCCCAAGGUUGAGGCAUCCGUCAAACUUUUGGCAUCUGGCUAGUACGGUCACAAUUGCAGCUGUUGGUCUAUUUAGUAAAAUUGUAACAGUUUGGCUCAAUAAAACAAAAGUAUACAAUGGACACAUUCUACGUAAUGCGCUCGAUAACAAACCAGCUGCCAUACCGAUAUUAACGGUAUCAAAUCAUCACUCGUGUUUCGAUGAUCCGGGUAUUUGGGGCUAUCUUCCAUUUAGUAUAGUUUGCAAUCACAACCGAAUUAGAUGGGCAUUAGCAGCACAUGAUAUUUGCUUUACGAAUAAAUAUCAUUCCCUGUUUUUUAUGGCUGGCAAAUGCAUACCGGUAAUACGCGGUGCUGGCGUCUAUCAAGCGGCCGUCGACUUUUGUAUAGAAAAAUUAGCGCAAGGUGACUGGGUUCACAUUUUUCCCGAAGGACGAGUCAACAUGACCAAAGAACAACUUAGAUUUAAAUGGGGCAUUGGUAGAAUCAUCUACGAAUCGCCUGUAUUGCCGAUCAUCGUACCCAUUUGGCACGAAGGUAUGGACACCGUACUGCCAAACUAUCCGCCAUACAUACUACAAUUAAGGAAAAAAGUUACCAUAAACAUUGGACAACCGAUCGAUUUGAAAGAUUUGGUGGCAAAGCUGAAGGAGAAACAGAUGCCGGAGGCAGAAGCUCGUAAAGUGAUAACUGACCGAAUACAAGAGGAAAUGAUGAUAUUGAGACAGAAAACGGAGUAUUUGCAUGUGGAAAGCCGUUAAACUAGAUAAAAUUCGUAACUUUUUUUACAUCCUCUGAUCGUCUUUUUAUUAAAAGAAGAAAAAAAAACUUUA
Molecule: messenger RNA, 1189 nt
Organism: Bradysia coprophila
Lineage: Eukaryota; Metazoa; Arthropoda; Insecta; Diptera; Sciaridae
Gene: Taz
Product: tafazzin, phospholipid-lysophospholipid transacylase
Biological process (GO): cardiolipin acyl-chain remodeling; inner mitochondrial membrane organization
Cellular component (GO): mitochondrial membrane
Molecular function (GO): 1-acylglycerophosphocholine O-acyltransferase activity
Source: RefSeq, a predicted model, not a curated record